UGUUGCAGACUACAGACAGACAGACCAGUUCUGAUACUCUGACAUUUGAACUCGGGAACUAGGUUUAACUGAGACAGAGAGGCACAAUGGCUGAAGAUGGAUGGAUUCUAAUGUCCUUCUGUCUAAUGCUAAUGAUUCCAACUGCAGAUUUCUGUUACGCUGUCCCAACAACUGAAAUAUACAUUUUAAAGAGACUUGGAGAAGAUGCUACUCUGCCUUGUCUAAACAUGAAUGCCAUUCAGGAAAACUGUAGCAGUAUUAAGUGGAUGUCCUUUGGUAGGCAAGUAUUAGAGAUCUCGCCCGAGGCGACAGGUGAAAAAGGCCAAAAGUAUUCAGACAGACUGAGUAUAACAGCCAACUGUUCUCUGGUUGUAAAGAAGGUCACAGUUGAGGAUGCUGGUCAUUAUUACUGUCAGCAAUACAAAUCAGAAAAUCAAGGUCCUGUGGUUCAGACUGUGGUUGACCUGUCUGUUGUUAACAUUACUGAGCAGAAGUAUCCUGAUGGGACUGUAUCAGGGAUGGAAUGCUCUGUGGUGACAAAUGGAAUGGGGUGCCAUUACUCACUGACGUGGGAGAGGGAUCAUAAUGUGAAUCAACUAUUAGUGGGAGUGGAUUGCUAUGCUUCUGUUCAUUUUAUGGACUCUGCUUACUCAUCAAAGAAUAACACAAUGAAGUGCAAAGCAGUGAAUCGUGUCACAGGAGAAGAGCAUCUGUUUACCUUCAGUCCCCAGCCUUCAGAAGACACAAAAACAGAACCAACUAAAUCAGCAAGUUCAACUGAAGGCACCACAGAACCAAUUAAAUUGUCAACAGCAGUCACUGAUGCUUCAGACGAUAAAACAGGUGAGACAAAAUCAACAACAAAGAAACCAACCAGAAACACAGAAAACAGCACAGAAUCAUUCAGAGCCAUAUCAAACCCAAUAACACAUGCAGAUGUGAAAGGUUCGGGGAGGUUCAUUAUUGUCUCUGUGGUCUCUGCAGCUCUUCUAAUAACUGUUGUGACACUUGUGAUAUGGAUUAGAACUAAAGGGAAGAAACGUCAGAUGGAGUAUGUAAUCCACCAAAAUGAAAAUGAAGAUGAUGCAGCAAUGAACUAUGAAAAUCCCAGAGACUCUUUUUCUGUCAGACUCUACUGACAAGGAACAUCGACUCACUAGACAAAAGUCAUAUUAGUUGUGUUAUUAGUAUAAUGUUAUGGGGAUAUUUUCUAUCUAUAAAACGAAUCAUAAAUACCACAUGAUUUUUUAUGAUUAACAUUUGUUUCACUGUGUUAAAAGAAAUCUCUGUGUAAGUCUAUUUUAGUAAUCAUGUGCAUGUAAAAUCUGACAUGGAACACGCAGACAUGAAAUGCACGCCAGACAGGGGAGAAGGGAUUGAAGACAAGGAGAGGAAUACGGAAACAGGUAAAGGGGAUAAAACACAGACACCACUAAGAGGGCAAGGGACAGCGAGAGGGGAACACGAGGGUGAUGGAGAGAGCCAUGACGGGCUGGGGAAACAUGGAUAAUAAACAUGAUAGGCGGGGGGAACAUAGAAUGAAACACAAGGAGGGAAACAGGACACACAGACGCCCACAAACACACACAAACACAGACACACAGAGAGAGACACAGAGGACAAAGACACAAGGGGGAAUCUAAUAAUCAAGGAACUAAACAGAGAGAAAUAUAUAUAAGAAACUCAAAACACACUAAGACUACUAAAGAACCUAAACCACAGUACAAAAUUUCACUAAAACACAAGAACUCAAAAACACUGGGUCAAAAUGACCCAGAAACAUCACAAAAUCAGCUUAUUGUUGUGUUCCUGAUGUUUAACUGGCCAUUAUUAGUGCAUCAAACAUCCCACGCUCUGCUGCUGCUGUUGCCACAAAAACACACUUCCUCUUAAGUUCUCAGAAAAAACUUACUUCUGGUUUACAGGGAGGAACAAGUUGAGUCUUAGGUCAUGUAACUAUCUCAUCUGUGGCUGUUUAACUAAAUCACUUGUUAGACAUCAAAGUCAAGUUGUUAUUGAUAAUGAAUUUCAAUGUGACUACUUUGAAAUUCUUAAAGAUAUAUUAUUGUAAAUUGAGUCUUUAGGACACACACUGUGUUAAUUCUCACAGUGGAUUUGUAACAGCAAGGCGUAGCAAGGUGUUUGGCACCAUGGAAAGAAGAAGAUGAUUGAGGAAGUUGAAUGUGUGAAGACACAAGGUUAAAAUAAAUGUUAGCAGUAAUGCAGCUCGUCUUUAUUUUAAUAUACUUUAUAUCAGAAAACAGACAGCAAGUUAAACCAGUUCAGUGGUGCUACACUUCCAAUCUCUCCAUGCAUGUCUGCCAAAAACUAUUCAGACAGAGUGAGUGUCACAGCAAACUGUUCUCUGGUUAUAAAGAAGGUCACACUCGAAGAUGCUGAUCUCCAUUACUGUCUACAACACAUAUCAGGAAAAGAAGGAGAUGAUAGUAUGGUUCAGCGGACCGUGGUUGAUCUGUCUGUUGUUCACAUUUAAGCUUAAAAUACUCAUUUUAAGCAUAAAUUGCCCUUUUUAAAACAAAUAAACUGAAACAUAAGAAGAUAAAUGAGGACAGAUAAUCUGUUUCAUGUUGUGUUAUAUUUGAUCACUUUUUCAGUGGCUGAGCUUAAGAACAAUGAUACAGUGGAGCUGAUUUGCUCCGUGGUGUCAAACAGAAUGUGGUGUCCUUACACAGUGAGGUGGCUGCUGAAUUUUACUGAAGCUGGACCAAUAACUGAAACAACCUCUGGUUGCUCCACAACUGUAUUUACUGAACUCUCAAUUUAAUCACCUGACAAGGGAUGACCCAUUGAAGUGUGAACUAAUGGAUAGCAUGGCAGGAAAAGUACAGCUGUCAUUCAAGGAUGGGGUGAAAUUAGCUAUUUGACAUUAUUAAACUAAACUUAAAUUGUUGAAGUAAAUGAAUUUAAAGAGAGCAGUAAACUGUGUAAUUUAGCAUCCAAGAUGUUGUUAAUGCUUUUUAUCCUUUUCAUCUCUUUGAGGUGCAUUAUUGUCUCUUUGGGAUUGGCUGCACUUUUAAUAAGUGUUGUGGCAGUCAACAUAUGGACAAGAAUUAAGGUCAAUUCAAUAUUGAGAAAUUCAGCUUAUUUAGAAUGCUUAGUAUUAACAAAAAAAAAAAAAAAAAAAAGCAGCCCAAAACUUAAUGGUAAUAUUCUCUCAUUUUAGGAAGCAAAACCUACAUGGAUAAAACCACAGUGAGUAUAAAAAUAAAAAAUUAUAUAUUUGUUAUUGAUACUGGGUUAUACAUAAGAUUUAUUGGACUCCUGAGAACCUGCACUUGAGAGUUUGCUUUGGGGAAGUGGAUGAUUGACAAAGACAGCAGAAAAUGGUGCAACAGAGGCAAGUAAAAUUGCAAGAAACAACAUAAGAAACUAACCUUCAAAUUAAAACAGGAAAUACUUACUAAAAAAGAGAACACAAUCGCUUAACACACUGCUAAACACUUAAAAACCUAAAUGAACUAUGGGUUAUAACUAUAGAAACUAAAAAUUAUUACAAAGACUAUGACAAUUUAUUUGUCCUAAAUAAGAAUAUCAUUAGUUAUAUAUGUAAUUUCCCUAGAGAUUAAUAAAGUAUGCUGAUUCUUAUUCUGAUGUAUAUAUCGCCCCUCCCACAGGUGCAUUAUUGUUAAAGAUUGUUAAAGACGAAGGUAAUGUUGCAGUAAACUAUGAAAAUGUUGGUGACUCUGCUGUUUCUAUCAGACUCUUCUGAUCAUCAGUACAGCAUAAAACAGCUAACUGCUGUUAUGAAAAUAACUCCUACUUCUCCAAGUUUUCCAGUACUGCAUCUAUACCUGUUGUUUACGUCUACUCAUUUUCUCUUAACUAUUCAAACUGUUUUAUCUUUUUAAUUAUAUCUUUCCUCACAAUUUGUGUCAGCAUUUUCUGCCCAAUUAUUAACUGUUUCUGAUAUACAUACAAAGACUCUUUCUGUGGAUUUGGCUUGUUCUUCCUGCUCCCCUCACAACAUAUUACUGUGACAUGUUGUCAUAUUUUAAAGUCUCAAAGAUGCAAAUAUAAAUUCUUCAUUGCUUUGUAGUGCAGUUUUCUUUUUUUUCUUUGUUAGUUUCAUCUCUGAAUUACAUUGAUUAAGGCUAGGAACAAGAUUUUGAAAAUGUAUUCAAACACUGACAUUAAUGACAACAAAGGAGCAGAAUAAUGCAUUGAAAACAGGCUACAGUCAGGCAGGAGCACCUAC
This is a messenger RNA of Oreochromis niloticus (Nile tilapia), 4216 nucleotides long. RefSeq lists its product as uncharacterized. Bases 87 to 1139 code for a protein of 350 amino acids. Gene Ontology annotation, biological process: positive regulation of ERK1 and ERK2 cascade; interleukin-15-mediated signaling pathway; T cell activation. Gene Ontology annotation, cellular component: external side of plasma membrane; membrane raft. Gene Ontology annotation, molecular function: protein tyrosine kinase binding; MHC class II protein binding. The record is from RefSeq and is a predicted model, not a curated record. The transcript has 8 exons. Lineage: Eukaryota; Metazoa; Chordata; Actinopteri; Cichliformes; Cichlidae.